UCCUAUAUUUAUUUUCCUCUCACUGUCCAUCAUUUUUUUUUUCUUAUGAUUCUCUUUCAAUUAUGUUCUCAAUUUUCUGGAUGCUGUAUUAAGGUGUUACCAAUGGAAAAAGCAGGAACUUUUAGUGCAUUUCUGCUUUGUUCUUCUUGGGAUUUCAAUCCAUAGUCGUGAUUUGAUUCCAAUAUCUUUUUUGUCUCGCUCAUUUGAAUUCCUUUUUGGAAUUCUUUAGUCCUAAAAUUAGUUUCCCUCAUCUGGGUAUUUCUGUAUUUUGUGGAAUCUCCUCCGUUUUUUGUCAAUGGCACAAGCUGAGGAAUCAAAAACAAGUGACUCUCACCAUUUGCCCAUCCAAAUGUCCAAUCUUUCCAGAGAUCUCUUGCACAGAUUUAUAUCUGAAAGCCAAUUUCCUCGCAAAUUCCGAGAACCGAACUUGGAAGGGGAGGAAGAUGAAGCAGAAGAAGAUAAUGAAGAUAUCGAGCUAAGCCUAGGCCUCUCAUUAAAUGGUCGCUUUGGGGUUGACCCAAAAAGAGCAAAAAGGCUGAACAGGUCAUCUUCCAUCCCAGAUUUUGUUGUUAACAAUGAAAGUAGUAGUGGACGUGUGAUGCCUGUUGUGGGUCGUGGUGAUCUCGUUAGGACUUGUUCUUUGCCUACAGAGACAGAGGAGGAUUGGAGGAAGAGAAAGGAAAUGCAGACACUGAGGAGAAUGGAGGCUAAGCGGAAGAGAUCAGAGAAGCAAAGGAGCUGGAAAGACAAGGCUUUGUGUGCUUCAAUCUUUGGUUCUGGUGCCAGAGUGCGUAAUGGUUUUGAAUUGAAAGGAGAAAAAGAUAGUUCUUCGAGUGGUGCCUGCAUAGGAGGGCUUUUACCACCAGCAGCACCAUUAUCACAGGGGUCAGGUGGAUCACGAGGGAGUGGGUCCUCUGGGAUCUCAGAUUUUGAUAGCCUACCGGCUCAAGGGAUGAAUAAGUGCACAGAAGCCAGAAGCCCUGCUAGUGUCCAGUCUUUGCCUGAGUGCGAGAAGAAACCAUUAGUCACCAAUGGAUCAAUAACUACACAAAAGUCAGGAAACUUUUCCGCAGUUUCGGCGGAGAUUAAACCUACUAAACCAACAGUUGGUGACGAGGGAACUAACGACAUGACGAGGAAUGUGUUGGAAGAUAUGCCCUGUGUGACUACAAAGGGAGAUGGGCCCGACGGAAAAAGGAUCGAAGGGUUUCUCUACAGAUAUAGGAAAGGUGAAGAGGUGAGAAUAGUAUGCGUCUGCCAUGGCAGCUUCCUCACCCCGGCCGAGUUCAUAAAGCAUGCUGGUGGUGGUGAUGUCGCUAACCCCCUCAAGCACAUAGUUGUCAACCCCACUUCCCUUUUGUGAUAUGAACUCUCUUGUUAAGCCUUCAAAACCCGCUUGCCGGCCAGAGAAGGAAGAAAAUUGGCUAGGUUGAUGAGAUGUUCUUUUUUCAAUUUUUGUGAACCAAGAACUUGUGUUGUACUCGGUGCAUGAACUCUCUUGCCAAACGGUGAGAAAUGCUUACAAAACAAACAAGAUGCUUCCAAAUGGGGCAUCUUUUUCUUAUUUCCAGAGUAAUUUAUAUUUCUCCAAGCUUUCAUUGCUAUAUCGUUAAUGGCUUGGAGAUGUUUUGUAAUCAACCAUUGAUUUCAAAUGGAAACUAAUUUUGGAUUGGAGAGUGGUUGCACUUGCUUUCUUGUUGGGCUGAAUAAACCAUUUUGGCAGGAUUUCUCAUUC
Molecule: messenger RNA, 1735 nt
Organism: Tripterygium wilfordii
Lineage: Eukaryota; Viridiplantae; Streptophyta; Magnoliopsida; Celastrales; Celastraceae
Product: ninja-family protein AFP3-like
Exons: 2
Coding region: 296-1363 (355 amino acids)
Biological process (GO): signal transduction; negative regulation of DNA-templated transcription
Cellular component (GO): nucleus
Source: RefSeq, a predicted model, not a curated record